CUGCUGACUCCCCAGACACUGCUGGCACGCCUGUUGGUGGUGGCAGGGAGCCCUUUUGCAGGCAGCGAACUCCAAGCCGCUGCCUUGCUGCUCAUGCUAAACCUCCACAGCAGGAUCCACAGGGCUGUGGGGGCCAUGUGGGCCGCUGAGAUCCCCCUGCUGCUGCAGUGCCUCCAAGGGAAAGAUGAGAGCUUCCCGGACUCUGCAGAGUGGGAGCAGCGCCUACUAAAGUUCCUGAGGGCAUCAUUGGACACCAUGGAGGAUGAGGCCUGGACCAAGGGCCUGAGCUGCGAGCUGAGCCGGUGGCUGAGCAGCUCUGCCAGCAGCUCUGGAGAAAAGUCUUUCCUGUACAAGGCUCUGGGGACAGUGCUGGGAGCUUGUAAGGAAGUCCUCCACAUCCAAGAGAAGCUUCUGCAACACCUGGAGGAAGCAAACGCGGAGGAGCCAUCUGAGGCCCAGGGAAUGAUCUCCCUUCUCAGCCAUGCCGCUGAGAGCAACUUCCACACAGUCCUGGACACACUCACCAUGUUUGCGUCCAGGCUGUGCAAAGGCCAAAAGGGGAGGAUUUCCAGACGCAAGAAGAUGGAGCUGGACAGCAGAAGAGCUCACGCCACACGCAGCGCUCUCAUCCUCGCCCAUGGCAGCUUGGCACUGCGAGCCUCCAAGGAACAGCUGCUCGCCCGCCUGGAGGGAGACAUCGUGGGCAACAUCCUGCUGCUCUACAGCUGCAGCUGCCGGGACUUGCAGAACACGCUCGCGCUGGUGCAGAGCAUCACUGACUUCAGCUCUGCUUUCCAAGCUGUGGGUGACUCUGCCUGCUUUAACCCCUCCUUGAAGGGCAAGCUGCUGGAGAUCCUGACGGAGUUGCUGAAGAAGUAUUACUUGGGCACCCCUGUAUCCCCAGUGCCCCUCAAGGUGGUUCUGGCCCUGGAGCAGUUGAGCAAGCUGAAGCCCUCUUUAGGAACCAAGGACAUGUGUGACAUGCUGAGUCUGUGCUGCAAGAAUGUUGUGUUGCACCCUUCAGCAGAGAUGAUGCUGAAGAUCAGGAAGUCACAGCAAGCAGCUCAGUACCUGCAGCUUCUGCAAACAUCACUGAAAGCUCUGGGCCGGCUCAUGGUGGUCCUGCUCGAGACAGAGACCAGUGGCUUCUUCCAGAACAUAGUCCAUAGAUCAAUGACGUCAGACAACAUGUGGGAGCGCAAGAGGGCCCUGCAGAUCUGCUCCCAGCUGCUGGCUGCUUGUGAAGAGCUUCGAAGAGGAGAUGCCUGCAAGCACUUUGGCUCCUUGGUGGGAUUGCUGGCGCCUCUGACGUGUGACCCCAUGCCCACAUCCCGCCAGCUGGCUGUCACCUGUCUGAGCUCCCUUCUCCGAAUCCAAGCCAAGGCGACCAAUGGAGUCAUCAAGAUGGGUGACAUCGGGAGCCUGUGUGAGGGGCUGAAUGACCACAGCACCGUCUGUCAGCUCCAGACCUCUUCCAAAAUUGCGCGGAUUGUGUACAGGAACUUCCCCCUGGAAGACACCAUCGACUUCAUGAUGGCCAUCAAGGAUGCCUUCCGGAAGGCCAAAGGAACGCGUGUGCGUGCUGCUGGGAGGUGGAUGAUCACCUUUCUGCAGAUGUACGGAAAGGACAUCUGUCAGGACGUGCCACUGACCAACUACAUCCUGCGCAGCUGCACGUCGUUUCCGCAGCACAGCACGUUCAUGCCAUUCCUGUCCCAGGCGGUGGUCAUCCUCACCCGCUGUCAGGCAGACGUCACGACUGACAGCUUCUUUCCGGCUGCUUGGAGCCCACAGACAGUGAGACAUGGAGGAGAAUAAGAGAAUUUUGUCUUCAAUGGUGGAGCCGGGAGAAGAAAAAAAGAGGAAAGCGAAGGAAAGGAAAGGAAAAAGGAAAAAGGAAAAAAGAAAAAAGGAACAGGAGGAAAAGAAGAGAGG
Molecule: messenger RNA, 1935 nt
Organism: Gallus gallus (chicken)
Lineage: Eukaryota; Metazoa; Chordata; Aves; Galliformes; Phasianidae
Product: maestro heat-like repeat-containing protein family member 2B
Exons: 17
Coding region: 94-1818 (574 amino acids)
Cellular component (GO): cytoplasm
Source: RefSeq, a predicted model, not a curated record